This is a messenger RNA of Anopheles aquasalis, 1571 nucleotides long. RefSeq names its product phenoloxidase-activating factor 2. Gene Ontology annotation, molecular function: serine-type endopeptidase activity. Gene Ontology annotation, biological process: proteolysis. Lineage: Eukaryota; Metazoa; Arthropoda; Insecta; Diptera; Culicidae. The record is from RefSeq and is a predicted model, not a curated record.
UCGAUCGAGCUCAGUUUUGUACCGGCGCUCCAUCGAGUCAGGUCCGUCCUGCGGCGCCAUCAUCAUCAUCGCGAGGACGUUCAGUCACACCAGUUCAGUCAGACACAGUUGAUCGAGCUCGGCUAGAUCGGUUCCCGUCUGGUUUGGCGGAGUAAUUUCGGCGAGUGCUCCUUUCAGUCCCCUCCCCAAAAAUGACGAUCGUUCGCGGAGGACGGAUGGUGCUGCUGUUUGUCGGUGCGCUGAUCGGCGUGAUGGUGACAUCGCGCAACGCUUUGGCCCAACAACCGAUCGACAAGAUCUUCUUCCCGGAGAACGAUACGAUUCUGGGCUUUGCCAACCGUGUCGGAGAGGGUGACACCGUGGCCACUACGAAGGACCCACUGGAUGCGCUUUUACCGACGCAGCGCCCCAUGACGCUGCUCACGGCACAGGGGGAACAGUGCACUUGCGUACCGUACUUCACCUGCCGGCCACAGCCCGAGUUUGCCGAGCAGAAUAAAUUCAACGAGAUCGACGUGAACUACAACCCGGAGAGCUGCCAGGACGUGCUGGAUGUUUGCUGUCGCGAAGUGGACUCGUUGGUGGUUCCGUUGAACAAUACGCCCGGUGACCCACCGGCAGGCAAACCAAGGGGUUGCGGUCUGCGUAACAUCGGGGGAAUCGAUUUCACGCUGACCGGUAACUUUAACAAUGAGGCUGGUUUCGGUGAGUUCCCGUGGACGGUGGCCAUCGUAAAGACGCUGGAUGGUAGCAGCAACUGUGGUGGUUCACUGAUUCACCCGAAUCUUGUCCUCACUGGUGCGCACUGUGUGCAAGGGUUCCGUCAGGGACAGCUGAAGAUCCGGGCCGGUGAAUGGGACACGCAGACGACCAAGGAGCGUCUACCGCAUCAGGAGCGAGCGGUUGUACGUGUCAAUACGCAUCCCGAGUUUAAUCCUCGCAGUCUGGCCAAUGAUAUCGCCAUCCUGGAGCUGGACCAAGCGGUACAACUGACGGAUCACAUCAACGUGGUGUGCCUACCGCCGGCCAACUAUGAUACACGCCGAUCGGAUUGUUUUGCCACCGGUUGGGGCAAGAAUCAGUUCGGAGUGGCCGGCAAGUACAGUGUGAUCAUGAAGAAGGUGCCACUGCCGCUGGUCGCCUCAUCAACCUGCGAGCGCCAGUUGCAGGCGACCCGGCUCACCACGCGGUUCCGGCUGCACCAGACGUUUAUCUGUGCCGGUGGCCAGAAGGGAGUGGACACGUGUGAGGGUGAUGGUGGGGCACCGCUCGUUUGUCCGAUCGGUGCGCCCGCUGAUAGUCGCUAUGCUCAGGUUGGUGCCGUGGCUUGGGGUAUCGGUUGCCACGAUGCGGUACCGGCCGUCUACACCAACAUCAUUCUGUUCCGAUCGUGGAUCGAUAACAUCGUCCGAACGCUGGGCUUCGACACGAACGUCUACGAUCCGGUGCAAUCGGCCUUCUCCGGAUUGUUCUGAAGUGUUCUGGGCUGCUGAGAUGAUUCUAGACUUUAAUAAAUGAAACCUGACGAGGUCAGCUUAUGAACGCACAUGUAAUUGUGCUGUUUUGAUUUA